This is a messenger RNA of Rodentolepis nana, 2880 nucleotides long. Lineage: Eukaryota; Metazoa; Platyhelminthes; Cestoda; Cyclophyllidea; Hymenolepididae. The record is from the annotation of a GenBank genome assembly.
CAAUUAAAUGCCUUAAUGACAGCCGCUUUGUUAGAAAAUCGAAAUGAAUUCGUUCAAUUUCUAAUCGAUCGUGAGUUGGUUGAAAUGUCAACAUAUCUAAGCGUCAAUACGCUGACAUAUCUCUACAAUAACAUCGACGAUCCAACAAACCUUCGAAGAGUCUUCGACCACUACAAAAUUGGGUUAAACCAAUCUCACAUCGCUUGCCAGCCCACCAAAAUUCGAGUAUCUAUUACUCAGAGGAACACCCUUUACGCAACUCCCAAAACCUUCUCUCGAGAAGCCGACAACAUUGUGAAUCGGGCAAUUCGUCGGAGAGAGGAAAGAGCACGACAGGACUGGAUAAAUCUGCCGACUAUUCAAAUCCUCUUGAAUGAAAUUUUAGGAAGUUUUCACAAUCCCCUUUACAUCACUGCUAAUGAACUUUUCAUUUGGGCCAUUCUGAACAAUCGUCACCAGCUGGCUCUAAUAUUCUGGCGUGAGGCCGAAGAUUCUCUGGCUCUCAGCUUAAUUGCCUGCAAUAUUUACGCAAAAAUUGUCUACUCUCUUCCUCACUAUGACACCGAAGGUCGACAGGCAAUGGACCACCAAAAGCACGAGUUUGAACAGUACGCCAAAUCGAUAAUCGGCCUUUGCUAUACGCGAUCAAGGUGGAAGGCUCUCUAUCUCUUGUUGAGACCAUUUACUACAUGGGGUAUGCACCAGUGCUUACCCUUGGCAAUGCGUGCGAACUGUCGUAAGUUCAUCUCCACCAUAGCCUGUCAAGAUGCAAUCAGAUUCGAAUGGCAAGCUGGAAUUCACGCGAAUGCCUUGCUAGUUGUUCUUGCCUAUAUCUUUCCACCUCUAGUACUCUCUUCCUUCGUCACCUUCUCCUACGGUAUUGUCCUUUUACACGGCCACUUUGAAAAUGAUAUAUUUAAGCGUCUCAACUGUAAUAUCAAACAAAUUGACAUGGGGAAACAGCCCGAUAUCUCUAAGAGGAAGAAGUUAGAAAUGUUCUACCAUGCUCCCAGAACUAAGUUCUGUGCUCACACUGCUUUUUACAUAUUUUUCUUGGCUUUCUUCUCAUACACUCUACUCUUCGGAAUGCGACCAGAGAAGAUAACUAUAUUGGAAGGAAUUCUGAUGUUAUAUUUGGGCUCUUUUUCCGUUGAAACUAUUCGAAAUUUUACAAAAUCGAAGGAAAAAAUGAGUCUGACCGUGCAGCACCUCUACCGAUGGUUAAAUGGUGACAAAUGGCAUGCUUAUGAUGCUGCUUUACUGGUUGCUAGUUUAACAACGGUGUGCCUGCGUAAUGGAAUGGAGGAGACGUAUAUUGUUGCAAAGACAUUCUACUCAAUUAUUUUGAUAUUCUAUUUUCUGCGUUUAUUUCAAAUGUAUUCAAUGAAUCGAAGACUUGGUCCUCAAUCAGUUAUGAUCUUUCAAAUGUUGGUAGAAUUGUCCAUAUUCCUUCUUAUUUUGAUGAUCUUCCUUAUUCCUUACGGAAUUGCCACCCAAGCUCUUCGGUUUCCAUAUCUUACUGAGUAUGAUUCGAGUUACCUAAAAAAUGCCCUGCAUUUCGCUUAUUACCGACUAUAUGAUGAUGUACCAAUGGAAGUCAACGAAGGGUGCGAAAAUUCUACCGCUGAUGGGAUACACUGUCCAGUCUACAAUUUUGUGGUUCCUUUACUUUUGGCAAUCUAUAUGCUUGUUGUGGUUAUUCUACUAGUUAAUCUACUGAUUGCUAUUUUCAGUAAUGUAUUUGAAGCUGUUGAAAAAGAGUCUCUACACUUUUGGAAGGCAACAAUGCUUCGACUGCUUUUUGAAUACAAGAAAGCUCCUAUUGUUCCAUCUCCAUUCAGCCUUUUUCAAUCACUCUAUGAGACAGUUAUCUACACCUAUGAAGCUUGCAUCAAGCGCUAUCUGAAUACAAAACGUCUUAGAAGAAACAGACAGAGCAAUAUUGAAGUCGGCAGGGUGAUUGAAUUAUGCGAGUCAAUUAAUGAAGUCGACGAGGAAAAUGAUGAAGAAUUAGAAAACGCAGACCGUGAUAUAGAAACUUACAAAAAUUCCGUCAUCCAGAUGCAACGCUGGGCUGUAGGCCAGGUGCUUCGCCAAAAGUCUUUUAAAGCGGCAAGCGGAGCUGUGAAUACCCACCGAAUUUCUAAGACCGGGCUAGUCGUAAAACGUCACCCACUAACAGGCAGCGAGAGUUAUCUGUCCCCAAUGCCGCAUCAUUGGAGUUCUUCAAGUGAUGGACACGGAAAUACCUUAUUUAUAAAGUUCGUUCUAGUAUUGCUAUUAUACGAGGGUUUUAGUUCAAUUAAUGGUUCGAAGACUUACAUCGAUCCUCGGUUGUCUCUACCAUUUUUAUCUGUCCCCAAAUGUCGACUCGAAAAAAGUAUUCGAUUUGACAAUUUAGCCACUGUUUCUGAGGUUUUAAACGAUUGCAAAGUAACUGGGAAGCUUAUAAUUAUCCUUGGUGGAACGAGUGGAAUUGGAUUGCAUCUGGCGAAGUCUUUUAUUCAACGUGGUGCAAACGUUUUCUGCCUGUCUCGAGAACCACCCCAUGUUAAAUGGUUCCCUUUUCCUUCGCUUGAUAGCUCCAAAACACUGCCGGAAAGUCAUCUCUUUUGGACACAUUUGGAUCUCACGUGUUUGCAAACUGUUGUCGAUUUUGUGGAGAACAUGUCUAAAUUUGGAUGGCCAAUCGAAUCAGUUAUAAUUUCUUCAGCAUGCUUACCCGAGCCCACUCAAAACCUUAAAUCCGUGGACGGUUUCGAUUCCAUUUUGCAAAUCAAUCUUUUCGCUCCAAUACUCCUAAUCCGCUUGCUAUUGCAUCGAUUAUGUUUCACUUCAAACUCCACCGUCGUAUUUGUGUCCUGCAGAGCUCUACGGUAA